Molecule: messenger RNA, 1281 nt
Organism: Cinclus cinclus
Lineage: Eukaryota; Metazoa; Chordata; Aves; Passeriformes; Cinclidae
Product: histamine H3 receptor-like
Exons: 3
Coding region: 1-1281 (426 amino acids)
Biological process (GO): adenylate cyclase-activating adrenergic receptor signaling pathway
Cellular component (GO): membrane
Molecular function (GO): histamine receptor activity
Source: RefSeq, a predicted model, not a curated record
AUGGGUCGGGACGGGCCGUGGCUCAACCUGUCCGGCAGCGCCUGUGCGGCGGCCGGGCCCUUCCCCGCCGGCACCGCCGCGCUGCUGGCCGCGCUCAUGGGGCUGCUGGUGUUGGCCACGGUGCUGGGCAACGCCCUGGUCAUUCUGGCGUUCGUGGUGCACCGGAGCCUCCGCACGCAGGGAAACUUCUUCUUCCUGAACCUGGCCGUCGCCGACCUGCUGGUGGGCGGCUUCUGCAUCCCCCUCUACAUCCCCUACGUGCUGACGGGCGAGUGGAGGCUCGGCAGGGGCUUGUGUAAGCUGUGGCUCGUGGUGGACUACCUGGUGUGUACCGCCUCCGUCUUCAACAUCGUCCUGAUCAGCUUCGACAGGUUCAUCUGUGUCACCAGAGCGGUCAGCUACAGGGCUCAGCAAGGGAUGACCAGAAAUGCAGUACUGAAGAUGAUGAUUGUAUGGAUUGCUGCUUUUCUCCUCUAUGGGCCAGCCAUUCUCAGUUGGGAGCACAUUGCCCAAAAGAGCAUCCUCCCUGAAGGAGAAUGUCAUGCAGAAUUCUUCUACAACUGGUAUUUCCUAAUGAUUGCCUCUACUGUUGAAUUCUUUACACCUUUUAUCACUGUUACGUACUUUAAUUUAAGUAUUUACCUUAACAUCAGGAAACGCACAUUGCUCCGAAAUGAAAAACUCUCACCUGCUCAAGAGGACUGUGAAAUCAAUUUCCAGAGGGAAAAAAGGGAACACACUGUGUUUUUUGUAAAGCCAACUAACAGAGACAAGCACGAGAAGAAAGCAAGCAGCCUUCUUCACCUAAAGAAGGCUCCAAGACUUCAGGCCUCAGCUGAGCUUGGCAAUCAGCCAUCAAAUCUGAGUGUCAGUCAUGACCUUCCACCCCUGCAGGUGGAUGUAAAGACCAGGCCUCCCAGGAAUGGCUUCUCCAAAGCAACAGAAAGCCUUUGCCAGCCCAGCAGCAAAGUAGACGUGGCUAACAUUAUGGCAAACAGAUUUAGACUUUCCCGGGAUAAAAGAGUAGCAAAGUCUUUAGCAGUUAUUGUCUGUGUGUUUGGGUUGUGCUGGGCUCCAUACACACUCCUGAUGAUCAUCAGGGCAGCCUGCCAUGGGCACUGUGUGCACUAUUCCCUCUAUGAGAUCUCAUUCUGGCUUCUGUGGGUGAACUCAGCCAUUAACCCUGUUCUCUACCCACUGUGUCACAUGAGCUUUAGGAAAGCCUUCAUAAAACUCCUGUGUCCACAAAAGGCCAAAAUUCAUCCUGACAUUUUGAUGUGA